This is a messenger RNA of Stegodyphus dumicola, 2886 nucleotides long. RefSeq names its product sorting nexin 17 (gene Snx17). Lineage: Eukaryota; Metazoa; Arthropoda; Arachnida; Araneae; Eresidae. Gene Ontology annotation, cellular component: early endosome. Gene Ontology annotation, biological process: endocytic recycling; intracellular protein transport. Gene Ontology annotation, molecular function: phosphatidylinositol binding. The record is from RefSeq and is a predicted model, not a curated record.
AACUUGUAUGACCAACUGCGGAGAGAAUUUGGCCCCAAUUGCCUUCCACCAUUCCCUCCGAAAAAAUUGUUGCCUCUUACUCCUGCACAAACAGAAGAGAGGAGAGCUCAACUGGAGAAAUUUGUUCAACUGGUUAGCCAAGAUGCACGUGUUGCAAAUAGUGAUGUUUUUAUGGGCUUCCUAUUGUCUGCUCAGCAAGAGACUCAAAAUGCUGCAGAAGAAAAUAUUUCUCUAGAUAUUCAUCUCAUGAAUUGGCAAAAAGUCAACAUCAGGGUAUCCUCUCUAGCUCGCACAUCUAUAGUAUUGGAAGCUGUCUGCAAGUCUUUGAAGUUAGAUGAAAAGUAUAUGUGGUACUUUUGUAUAUAUCUUGUUAGUAAAUGCAACAGUGAAAUAUCAGUUGAAAGACGAUUGCAAGAUUUUGAAUCUCCAUAUCUCACUCUGAAAUCAGCUGGAAUCAAUCAUUAUUUGGUCAUACGUAAAAGUUAUUGGGAUUCAUCAUACGAUGAUGACUUACUAGAGGAUAAAACUUGUCUUAAUCUUUUAUACGUCCAAGCAGUUAGUGAUGUUGAAAGAGGCUGGACGCGGACAGAUAGCGAAUCCAGGAGAAAACUGGUAGCACUGCAAGCACGAGGGUCAAAAAAAGAGUACCUUCAACUUGCAAGAAGCCUUAAAUUCUAUGGCCAUAUACAGUUCCGGCGUUGCGUUUGUGAUUAUCCUACCCCUAACACAAGUGUUACCAUUAGUGCAGGUGGCAGAGAACUAGUUUUUUACUUUGAUUCUGAUCCAUUGACAGAUUCGGAUGGAAAUCAUGGAUCUUUAGUUAAAUUGAAACUUGAGUUAUCAUUUGAAUACCUUAUCAGCAAAGAUCGUUUGAGAUGGAUUUGUAUCAACAGUGACCAGGCUAUAUUGAUGAGUGUGUGUUUACAAGGAAUGGUGGAUGAAUUAUUAUUAAAAAGGCGGGGUGUUAAAGCUGGAGAAAAGAAUGAAAGAUCUGGCCGCAGAGGAUCCUGGAAUUACAUGAAAAGAGAUGGCAGCAGCCAUCAGAUAUCGUCUUCCGUUGGCCGUUCUGUGUCUACUGAUGGUAUUGUUCACAGUGCCAGUAGGGAAGAUUCUAGUAACAUAUUAGGAAGAUCUAAAGACCAAGUUAGAAAAAUAACGGAAAAGUUUUCUUCUAAACAUGUUAAGAAUGGACCUUCUUCCCCGAAACCUCUAGUUGAGAAUGAUGCCUUCGAAGGUAUUGGAGAUGACGAUCUGUGAAAGGAAAACAGAAAACUGAUUCCAUAUUCAAACUUCAGCACUUGCUGGAAGCUGUUUCCACUUUUGCUGUCAGUGAUUUUCGAUGGGCAGCAUACAGAUACACAAAGAUUACAAUGACUAUCUUUAAAUGUUUUCUUUUUUUAAAUUUUAAAAUGUUUUUAUUGAGAUGAAUUUUGUUUAAUUUUGUAAAGAUUCAUUAUAGGAAGUUGAAUAUUUUUGAUUAUUCAACUUCCUGAAAUUUGUCUAAGUGGUUUUAGAAGUGAUUUUAAAAUGUGGUAACAUUUAAUAUAAAAAGUUUUAUCUGUUGUAAUUUGGUUACAUGUUCUAUUAUAAGCCAAUAUAUAACACUACUGUUGUUUAAUGUAGUGGAACGUUGAGAAUACUAUGUUAUAAAUAAAAAAGAAUGAAAUAUGCCAAAUAAGCUACAUGGUUUAUUCAAAUAAUAUCAUAUCAAGAUUUUAUGGGUAACAUUUUUUAAUUGUUGAUACAAAAUGGAAUUCACAUAAAAAACAAGAGUGGGAUUAUUACAUUAAAUAUCAUUUCUUAUCUUAAAAAAGCAAAUAAAUUUGUAAUUUUUUUUUGGUUUGAAAGUCAGCUGAAAUUUACAUUGAUAGUUUUAAUGUAAUUUAAAUGCAUUUAUGCACAAGUGAAUGCACAGCUUUUAUGACACAGACAAUGAAAUUAGUUGUUUCUGUAUUCUGUUCAGUGCUGAUAGUAUGAUAAACAUGAUUUAAAAUUGUAUCAAGCUUUGAACAUACAGCGCUAUUCAUGAUUCUGUAAAACAUUUAAACGAAUUUUUGUAAAAUAAACUACCAAUUGUUUCAUGACAGAGGAAGCUAUUCUUAAAGUGUUUUUUUUUUUUUUUUUUUUUUUUUUUAAUGAAAGACAUGAUUACAUAGUGUCCAUGAUUUUCUGGUGCAUUAUUUUAACUGUGCAGUGAUGAUUUCGACAGAAUUUCAUAAGCUGCACCUAUUUUCAAUAGUAUCAGUAAGUGGUAUGGGAAAUGCUUUCUGUGUACAGCUUCUUUAUUGGGACAUACGACUUAAACUUGUAAUUUACCGAAGUUUAUGCCAGUCUUUAUGCCUGCACUCUCAGAUAAUUUCCAAUAUCAUUGCAAUUGUAUCAUCAGUAUUGUGGCUCUUGUCAGAUAUGGUAUGCAGAUGUGCACGUCGCAGUUGAUCAAAACUGGCCGAUAUGGAGCAACACUUUUAACUGUGGAAUGAAAUGGAUUAUUGCAUAGAUGUUUGUCAUGUGAGGAGAGACAUGUUGAACAUUUGUGAAAUAGAUUAAAAAAGAAUGAGAGAAAACUUAGUUUUAUUUCAGAACAUUAAAAUUUGAUAUCACUUGAGUAGUUUAUUUGUUAAGAAUUUUAAAAUCAUGUUGCAGAAUUAUGAAGAACUCUGUAUAUUUUGUUUUCAAUUCACAGUUUUUAAGUUUAAUCUAUUUUUAAAAGCAUGAGGAAGUGUAUAAUAAAGUGUUAAUACUAUCUGUCAGCAAAUAAAUUAUUCUGAACGUUCUAUUGCAUGAAUUUUUAGAAAUAUAUUGUAUGGCCUGUACUACUUAUUGCAAACUUUUUUGUAAAUAUAUAUAUUCUUAUUUUUGUAAAAUAAAGUACUUUAUUAGGUUUGA